Molecule: messenger RNA, 993 nt
Organism: Motacilla alba alba
Lineage: Eukaryota; Metazoa; Chordata; Aves; Passeriformes; Motacillidae
Product: E3 ubiquitin-protein ligase RNF185-like
Exons: 11
Coding region: 445-957 (170 amino acids)
Biological process (GO): positive regulation of transcription by RNA polymerase II
Molecular function (GO): transcription factor binding
Source: RefSeq, a predicted model, not a curated record
CUGAGCCUGAAGUCAUCACCGUCAGUGAUAAUGAGUCUUCUCUGGACAGGGAGCAGAGCCAGCAGCAGCCACAUCUUCCCAUAGCAUCAGAGAAUUCUGUUGAGCCACUGGCAAGGAAUGAUGAAGAGGAGCCAAUAGAAGAGGAUGAUGAUUGGCUGCGAUUUGAUUUUGAUCGUCCGUUUUGGUCAGAUGAGGACUCAGAGGCCUGGGAGCAGAACCAGGAGCUUUUGCAUCUUUCCAGAUCAGCAGAGAAUUCAGCUGAUGCAGUGACAACUCAUGAUGAAGAGGAACCAAGAGAUAAUGAUGGUGCAUGGCCAGCUGGUCCUGCUAGUCCUCCCAUGAGUGAGGGUGACAACUCACAGGUGCAGGACAGGGAGCAGAGCCAGCAGUACCUACUUGGUGACAGACAGACAGAGAGUUCAGCUGAGCUACGGGCGAGUGACAAUGAAGAGGAACCAAGAGAUAACAAUGAUGCAUGGACAGCACGUGUCAUUAGUCCUCCGAUUUGUGAGGAUGACAAUGCAGAGAAGGCCCUCUAGUAGUCUCCUCUGCGUGAUAUGCAUGAGUUGCUACUCACAGCUUCUUCAAGUUCAUAAACAGCAAAGGAGAAAGGCCACCCUGAAGAGACAUGGACAGGUAGAUGGCUCUGGUAAUGGAACAGGAGCUAAUGAUGUACCUGCGGCUGACUCAGCCCCUGCAGAACAGGGAGCAGUAGAGGAGGGAACUGCACUUUCAGAUUCUGUUUCCUCUAGUGCGGAGCAAGGAGUUGUUAUUAGGUGUCCGAUUUGUAUGGAUACUUACUCAGAGAUUGUGCAAAGUGGACGAUUGAUGGUGGCAACCAUGUGUGGCCAUGUCUUCUGCAGCGAGUGCCUCCCUGUUGCCCUCGAGACUGUCGGCAUGUGCCCAACAUGCAGGGAGGAACUUACUCCAGAUCUGUAUAUUCCCAUUUAUUUAUGAGUGCUUCUCAGGACACACUCAGAUGGAGCUUGGACA